Molecule: messenger RNA, 965 nt
Organism: Humulus lupulus (European hop)
Lineage: Eukaryota; Viridiplantae; Streptophyta; Magnoliopsida; Rosales; Cannabaceae
Product: transmembrane ascorbate ferrireductase 2
Exons: 4
Coding region: 87-845 (252 amino acids)
Molecular function (GO): oxidoreductase activity
Source: RefSeq, a predicted model, not a curated record
UCAGAUGGUGGGAAGAUAGAGAUGAGUUUGACAAGGCAUUGCCAAGAAGAAGAAGAAGAAGAAGAAGCUUUUCAAUUAUCCUCCUCAUGAACACUCUUUCUGGGUCUCUCCCUAGAACCGCUUUGAGAACUAAAGAAAGAAGAAUGGGUUCAGUUCCUGUGAUUCGCUUUCCCAUCAUCUUCUUCAUCAGAAUUUUCGGAAUCAUUGUGGCCGCUCUGCUUUUCACCUGGACAAACCAUUUCAGGGGAGGCUUGGCUCUCAUCUCUGAUAACAAAGAUCUCAUUUUUAAUGUUCAUCCUGUGUUGAUGGUACUUGGUCUUGUACUACUAAAUGGAGAAGCCAUGCUAGUGUACAAGACUGUAUCUGGAACAAAAAGCUUCAAAAAAUUAGUUCAUCUUGGACUACAAUUUCUUGCUGUUUGUUUCAGCAUUAUUGGUGUAUGGGCUGCUUUGAAAUUUCACAAUGACAAGGGCAUUGACAACUUUUACAGCCUGCAUUCCUGGUUAGGCCUAGCUUGCCUGUUUUUAUUCAGCCUCCAGUGGGCUGCCGGAUUUGUGACUUUUUGGUAUCCAGGUGGGGAUGCAAGUAGCAGAGCUUCCUUGCAGCCGUGGCAUGUGUUCUUGGGUGUUUAUAUUUAUGCGCUUGCCAUUGCUACUGUGACUACUGGUAUCUUAGAAAAACUCACAUUUCUGCAGAUCAGUCAAGUGAUUUCACGCUAUUCAACUGAGGCUAUGUUGGUGAAUUCUCUUGGUAUAUUGGUUGUGGCUCUUGGUGGAAUUGUUAUUCUUGCUGUCAUUACUUCUACCAAUGAAAAAGUUGAUAAUGUCAGAGAAGCAACUGAGUAAGCUGAAUGAAACUAAAGUAGUUCCUUAGUUGUAGGAGUGAGUAUACUGCUCGAUCAAAAUGUUUUUGCUAUGUAUCUGUAUGAUACAUUAUAUUAUUGAGCGAUUUCUUUUGUUUGCCCC